Molecule: messenger RNA, 892 nt
Organism: Oryzias melastigma (Indian medaka)
Lineage: Eukaryota; Metazoa; Chordata; Actinopteri; Beloniformes; Adrianichthyidae
Source: RefSeq, a predicted model, not a curated record
CAGACAGAUUUUGAACAAGCAGCUGCAAAAAGAUGCUCCUGCAGAUCAGAUUCAGAAUGUGGACAUUUUUGCUCACUGAUCAUUUGUGUCAAACAGUAAAACUAUGAGAGCAACAAAGAUCCAGUACAUUCCAGUCUAGCUUUCUCCAUCACGAAGAACUGUCUGAAGAUAGUCUCUGAUUGUAGAGUCACAACAAACAAAGAGUUCCCUGCUCCUGCUGCUAUUGGAAUGAGAGUGAAAUUCCAGAAAAAUGAACCUUCAUCUAUGAGAUCAGUUUGAUCUUCAGGAAGGAAUUUUUUUUUUCUUAGAAAAAAUGUCAUGGUGCCCCUGCUCUCCUCUGCACCUCCUGAUUGGACCCAGCUGCCAGCACUCUUCUCAUCAGCCACAGUCAGCUAUUUAAGAGAGGCCUGCUCCAGCAUUCUUCGCCAGUUCGUUACCUUAACCGGAUUUCUACUACCACGUGCUGACCUGGGUCCAUUGCCACUUAGCUCCACCAUCUACCCGGCUGCAGGACCACGCCAUCAUCCAACUCACCUGCUGGUUCUUUGCUCCACCGCCUGGUCUCCUGCUGAUCCUCAUCCGCCUCCUCCUGCUGCCACCCCACUCCAGCUUCAGUGCCCAAAACCUUAUCGGACAAUAAACUCUUUCCUACUGCCUACUGGGUUUCAGCAUCUGAGUCUGCUUCCUCUCGCAAUCAUGACAGAACGAACUGGCCAAGCUGCAGACCCAGCUGACCCGGAAGCUUUACGUUUCAUUGUUUCUCAGCAAGGCAUCCUUCUGGGGCAUCAGGAAGACUCACUACAACAAUUGACUUCAGCACAGCAUGAUAUAUUUCGCAGAGUUGAUGACAUUUCACGAGCUGUCAUGGACUUGACUAGCCAAUUAUCUAAUC